Argentina anserina (silverweed cinquefoil) is the source of this 3406-nucleotide messenger RNA. Its product is annotated as homeobox-leucine zipper protein HDG2. Gene Ontology annotation, molecular function: DNA-binding transcription factor activity, RNA polymerase II-specific; lipid binding; DNA binding. The transcript is spliced from 12 exons. Lineage: Eukaryota; Viridiplantae; Streptophyta; Magnoliopsida; Rosales; Rosaceae. Bases 869 to 3100 code for a protein of 743 amino acids. The record is from RefSeq and is a predicted model, not a curated record. Gene Ontology annotation, biological process: regulation of DNA-templated transcription.
CUUUCUCCUUCCUUUGAACCCGUCUACUGCUCUUUUGCCUCUUCUUCUUCUUCUUCUUCUUCAUCAUCCGUUUUUUCUCUUAUUUUUCAACUUCAAGUUCAAACCUAUAUAUUAUUCCUUGCGUAAAACCUUAGUAACACACCGAAGCCCUACGCCGGAAAACCACUUCCGCGACACCAAUCAGCGGUUUCCCGGAAGCUAGUCACUCCCAAGUCAGAUCUGUAACACGUCUCCCGCCCAAAGCUUAAUUUUGCGGGGAAGUAUCCAAGGAAGAAGAUCAUAGAUAUAUAGUGGUUACUGCAGCUUAUAAGGACAUACUUGGGUGUCAAAACAACCAGAUAUUCGUUGGCGUUAUGAAUCUCGGUCCAUUUGGUUCGGAUUGAAAUCGCUCUGUCAAGAAAUCGUCAUCGACUCAACCCUAUAUGUCUGCUCCUUUCGACACUCUCUACCUCACCGAGUACAAAAACCAGAUAGAUUUAUAAGAGUGUGAGAUCCUCCGGCCUUUUCAAAAACAAAACCAUUUUGUCUGCUCUCUGUCUCUUGUUAACCCGUGAAAUUUCCCAUUUUCUCAACACCGCUGUCAGAGAAUCAAAUCUAGCUCAAACCCUUAAACCCUCAUAUAUAUCUAGGUAGCCCUAUACGAAAUAAUCCCCCCAAAAAUGCAACAGUAGCUCCAAGGGAGUUUAGGGUUUCUGAUUGUUGAAAUAUGCCUGCCGGUAUUAUGAUUCCAGCGAGAAAUAUGCCUUCGAUGAUGGGAAGCAAUGGGAAUCUCAGUGGGUAUGGAUCAUCUUCAGGCCUUACUCUUGGUCAGAUUUCAAAACAAUAAAAAGCCUCUUGCUUGCUUGCGGAAAAUCUUAAAGAGCUAGCUAUGGAUUUGUUCCAGCCAAACAUGAUGGAAGCUGGAGGUCAUUUCGGAAACCCUCUGGAGAUGAUGGCCACUCAUAACACUUCUGAAAGCGAGCUGAAUGCACGUCUUGGUGAUGAUUUCGACAGUGCUACAAAAUCUGGCAGCGAAAACCUGGAAGGAGGUGGCUCCGGCGAUGAUGGACAAGACCCUCGCCCUAACAAGAAGAAGAGAUAUCACCGCCACACCCAGCAUCAGAUCCAAGAAAUGGAAGCUUUCUUCAAGGAGUGUCCACACCCUGAUGACAAGCAAAGGAAGGAACUAAGUCGAGAAUUAGGCUUGGAACCAUUACAGGUUAAGUUCUGGUUUCAAAACAAGCGCACCCAAAUGAAGACGCAGCAUGAGAGGCAUGAGAACACAAGCCUUCGUAAUGAAAAUGAAAAGCUUCGAGCUGAUAACAUGAGAUAUAGAGAGGCGCUGAGCAAUGCAUCAUGUCCUAAUUGUGGAGGCCCUACGGCUAUCGGAGAGAUGUCAUUCGAUGAACAUCACUUAAGACUUGAAAAUGCUAGAUUAAGAGAAGAGAUUGAUAGAAUAUCAGCAAUUGCUGCUAAAUACGUCGGGAAGCCAGUGGGGAACUACUCUCAUAUAUCUUCACCAGUUCCACCUCACCGCAAUCCAAUUGAUCCUGGAGUGGGAAGCUUGGGCUCUAGCCCUCACCAUAGCUUCUUCCAAAACUCAGACGUGUAUAAUUCUGGAGACAUUAUGCGGUCAAUUGGUGCACCAAGUGAGGCAGAUAAGCCCAUGAUUAUUGAGCUUGCAGUUGCAGCUAUGGAGGAGCUGAUUCAAAUGGCUCAAAUUGGUGAACCUCUGUGGAUGAAUAGCAUCGAUGGAUCAACCUCUGUGCUCAAUGAGGAUGAGUACAUUCGAACAUUUCCACGAGGAAUUGUUCCAAAACAAUCUGGAUUCAAAUGUGAAGCUUCACGGGAGAGUGCUGUCGUCAUUAUGAAUCACAAUAACCUUGUUGAGAUUCUCAUGGAUGUGAAUCAAUGGUCAACUGUAUUUUCGGGGAUUGUAUCAAGAGCUAUGACUCUGGAUGUGCUAUCAACGGGAGUAGCAGGAAACUACAAUGGAGCUUUGCAAGUGAUGACAGCAGAAUUCCAAGUACCAUCACCAUUAGUUCCAACUCGUGAGAGUUAUUUUGUGAGGUACUGUAAGCAGCAUGUCGAUGGCACAUGGGCAGUGGUUGAUGUCUCCUUAGACAAUCAACGCGGCUAUACUUCUACUCUGAAAUCAUGUCAAAGAAGACCUUCUGGAUGUCUCAUCCAAGAAAUGCCAAAUGGAUACUCAAAGGUUACUUGGGUUGAGCAUGUUGAAGGGGACGAAAGAGGUGUUCACAAUCUCUACAAACAACUGGUUAACUCUGGCCAUGCAUUUGGUGCUAAACGAUGGGUGGCAACCUUAGACCGCCAAUGUGAGCGUCUUGCCAGCGCUUUGGCGACAAACAUCCCUACCGGUGAUGUUGGUGUGAUAACAACUCAAGAAGGGAGGAAGAGCAUGUUGAAGCUGGCUGAGAGAAUGGUUAUAAGUUUCUGUGCUGGAGUGAGUGCAUCUACCACUCAUACAUGGACAACAUUGUCUGGGACAGGGGCUGAUGAUGUUCGUGUAAUGACCCGAAAGAGUGUUGAUGAUCCAGGAAGGCCUCCAGGUAUUGUGCUCAGCGCUGCAACCUCAUUCUGGCUUCCUGUCCCCCCUAAAAGGGUCUUUGAAUUUCUUCGUGAUGAGAACUCCCGAAAUGAGUGGGAUAUCCUCUCCAAUGGUGGCGUUGUGCAAGAAAUGGCACACAUAGCCAAUGGGCGUGACACUGGGAAUUGCGUGUCACUACUUCGAGUAAAUAGUGCCAAUUCGAGUCAGAGCAACAUGCUCAUACUGCAGGAGAGCUGCACCGACUCUACGGCAUCAUAUGUCAUCUAUGCCCCUGUGGACAUAGUUGCUAUGAAUGUUGUGCUGAAUGGCAGCGACCCCGACUAUGUUGCGCUGCUGCCAUCUGGGUUUGCUAUACUCCCAGAUGGAACCAGCGGGAGCAACAAUGGUGAAGCUGAAUCUGGAGGGUCAUUAUUGACAGUUGCCUUCCAGAUCCUAGUGGAUUCAGUUCCAACUGCAAAGCUGUCCUUGGGGUCUGUGGCAACAGUCAAUAACCUCAUAGCAUGCACAGUGGAGAGGAUCAAGGCUUCUUUGUCCUUGGACAAUGAAGCCUGAUCAGCUCUCUUGCUGCUCCAGUUUUUAGGGAGUUGAAGGGAAAGAAAGGAAAGGAGCAACAAUGCUGGUGAGGAAUUCAGCUUAAACAAGAGUGGAGAAGUCAAGAGCGCACCCUAUAUGAUCAUUUUCAAAUGAAAGGAUUAGAGGGGUUCGGGAAUUGACUUCCUCGAUCAUAUCAUAGACAAAAAUUAAGCUACUAGACUCUGUUUUGUUUAUUUCUGAGUUGUAUCUCUUUUCUUUUCACCUUCACUAACUUUGUACCCAGGAUCCAAUAGAGUGGGGUUUUAGCUCUUUUGAAAUGAAUAU